AUGGCUGAGUCCCAGCGCCGCCCCCGUGUCUUCUUUGACAUUCAGAUCGGUGAACAGAAGGCCGGUCGCAUUGCUCUCGAGCUGGUCAUUGUUCCCAAGACCGCAGAGAACUUCCGUGCACUCUCCACAGGCGAGAAGGGCGUGGGCAAGCAGGGCAAGCCAUUGAGCUUCAAGGGUUCCAUCUUCCACCGUGUGAUCAAGCAGUUCAUGAUCCAGGGUGGUGACUUCACUGCAUUCAACGGCACUGGCGGUGAAUCCAUCUACGGCGAGAAGUUCCCCGACGAGAACUUCGACCUCAAGCAUGACCGGCCUUUCCUCCUCUCCAUGGCCAACUCCGGCCCCGGCACCAACGGCAGUCAGUUCUUCAUCACUACUGUCCCCACUCCUCACCUUGACGGCAAGCACGUCGUCUUCGGCGAGGUAAUCAACGGAAAGAGCGUUGUUCGCAAGAUCGAGAACAUGUCUACUCAGGCAGACAAGCCCACCACGGACGUCACCAUUGUCGACUGCGGCGAGCUCACCGGCCAAGACUACGAGGAUGCCGACAAGCAGACCCCUGAUGCAACUGGCGACCCCUACGAGGAUUUCCCCGAUGACCACCAGGGCGAGCAGCUGAGUGCUCCUGUGUGCUACAAGAUCGCCGCUGAGUUGAAGAACUUCGGAAACGCCGCCUUCAAGAGCGGCAACAUCGCCCUUGGUCUCGAAAAGUACCAGAAGGGUUUGCGCUACCUCAACGAGUUCCCCGAGCCCGACGAGCAGGACCCCAAGGAGCUUGGCCCCCAGAUGAAGGCUCUCCGCUUCACCCUCCACUCUAACUCUUCCCUCCUGGCGAACAAGCUCGGCCAAUGCAAGGACGCUCAGACCUGGGCUACUUACGCCCUCGAUGUGGCUGCUGCCGCCGAGGCCAAGGAUGCCGAUAAGGCCAAGGCGUAUUACCGCCGUGCCGUCGCCCUGAGCGGCCUGAAGGAGGAGGACGAGGCCCUGAAGGACCUCCAAGAGGCCGAUCGUCUGGCCCCCGGUGACGCUGGUAUUACCAACGAAAUCGCCAAGGUAAAGAAGGCUCUUAAGGAUCGCGUGGCUAAGGAGCGCGCUGCCGCUCAGAAAUUCUUCUCGUGA
Aspergillus aculeatus ATCC 16872 is the source of this 1116-nucleotide messenger RNA. RefSeq names its product peptidylprolyl isomerase. The transcript is spliced from 4 exons. NCBI's taxonomy places the organism in Eukaryota, Fungi, Ascomycota, Eurotiomycetes, Eurotiales, Aspergillaceae. Gene Ontology annotation, biological process: protein peptidyl-prolyl isomerization; protein folding. The record is from RefSeq and is a predicted model, not a curated record. Gene Ontology annotation, cellular component: intracellular membrane-bounded organelle. Gene Ontology annotation, molecular function: peptidyl-prolyl cis-trans isomerase activity; protein binding. The coding region runs from base 1 to 1116 and encodes 371 amino acids.